Messenger RNA from Rhincodon typus (whale shark), 1253 nucleotides. RefSeq names its product 3'-5' RNA helicase YTHDC2-like. NCBI's taxonomy places the organism in Eukaryota, Metazoa, Chordata, Chondrichthyes, Orectolobiformes, Rhincodontidae. Bases 268 to 1221 code for a protein of 317 amino acids. Gene Ontology annotation, cellular component: intracellular anatomical structure. The transcript is spliced from 9 exons. Gene Ontology annotation, molecular function: RNA binding. The record is from RefSeq and is a predicted model, not a curated record.
CUUUGACUUGGCACUCAAUAACCUUCUAAGCUCAAUAGAGAACCUGAAGGAGCUAAUGAGCUCGAGCCGCGGCCGGUAGCUGUCGGCUGUCACGUGAGGGGGCGGUGCGGUCUCGAGCAGGACGUCAGUCGGUGGGAGCGAGCGAGAAGGCGAACUGCGGCUGGGGGGAACCGAGUGGCUGUGACAGUUCGCGACACCGACUGCCGUUUAUCUUGACUCCAGUGAAGGACCAGGCGAGCGGCGCGGCCUCCGGUACAAGUCUAAAAUAUGUCGAGGCCUACAAGUGUGUCCCCACGGCCUGGGAGUGCCCAGUCAAGCCAAGCUACCUCUAAAGCCAAAGGAUUUAAGGAUAUCCGGAUUGAUGAAGAAGUGAAAAUUGCAGUUAACAUCGCCCUCGAGAGGUUCCGAUACGGUGAUCAAAAAGAAAUGGAAUUUCCAUCUUCCUUGACUAGUACAGAAAGGGCAUUCAUUCACCGUCUUGCCCAGUCCCUUGGCCUGAUUUCUAAAAGCAAAGGAAAAGGGGCACACAGAUUUCUUACAAUAAAGAAAAAAGAUGGCUCUGAGAUGGCUCAGGCUGUCAUGACCUGUACACUAACUCACAGUAUGAAGCAUGCCAUACGCAAUCUAAUUCAGAGGUUUCCUGUGACUAAUAAAGAGCGCACAGACCUUUUGCCCAAAACUGAACGUGGGAAUGCAUUAACUGUUGAAGCAGAAAACAACCGAGAGAUGAAUAAGACCAGUGGUAGACUCAACAAUGGCAUUCCUCAAGUUCCACCAAAACGUGGAGACUCCGAGUUAGACGCCUUUCGGCAGUCGCUGCCCGUUUUUGAAAAGCGGGAUGAAAUAGUGAAAAUCAUAAAAGAGAACAGAGUGACUUUAAUAGUUGGAGAAACAGGAUCUGGAAAAACUACACAGAUACCCCAGUUCCUUCUCGAUGACUGCUACAAGAAUGGAAUACCCUGUCGUAUAUUCUGUACCCAGCCCAGGCGACUUGCAGCUAUUGCUGUGGCAGAAAGGGUUGCUGCAGAGCGGGGUGAGAAGAUUGGGCAGACUAUUGGUUAUCAGAUUCGACUGGAGAGCAGGGUUUCCCCGAAGACAUUGCUAACAUUUUGCACAAAUGGAGUACUUCUUCGAACACUAAUGGCAGGAGAUGGUACCUUAGCAGCUGUUACACAUGUGAUAGUAGUAAGUACUUCUGCCAGUGUGGGGAGGAAUUUGUGAUCAUAAUAUGGUUUCAGAAGCUCCAAAACAUG